AUGGAUGCACAGUCAGGGCGGAAUGUGGUGCUAAUAAGAACCACCAAGUUGUCUCUCAAUGAGCGCUUUACUAGUCUGGUGGAGAACAAACAGUCCACACCAGUGACUAUUCGGUCUUCGCUGCAGCAGCAGCUGCAAGGCAGCGCCAGAAACAGAAGACUGGCCCAGCAGAUGGAGAAUAGACCCUCUGUCCAGGCAGCAUUAAAACUUAAGCAGCGCCUGGGUAACAAGAGGAACAUCCAGGCUCCCUUAGGCCUACCCAGAGGUGACCUGUCCAGGGGAGCGAUUGGAGGACGAGGCCUACCCAAAAUCCAGGGAGGCUUUCGCCGAGGACGAGGAAGUGGAAGAGGAAGAGGAAGGGGAGGACUACGUGGGGGACUUGCCACCAGAAGCCUGCCAAGGGGCGGGUUGUCAUUCCAAGGUCGAAGCCCGCUCCUCCGAGGUGAACAAGACUUUGCUGCCCCACAAAUGGACUCAAGGGGUGGUGCUGUUCCAGGUCGUGGAGGUCCUGGGAGAAGGGGCCGAGGGCGUGCAGCUAGGGGUCGUGGUGGAAUCGGUGGUAGAGGUCUGGCUGUGAUAGGUUGGGGAAGAGGGAACUUUGGAUGCCGUGGUCGAGGCAGAGGAGGUCGGGGAAGAGGGAACUUUGGAUGCCGUGGUCGAGGCAGAGGUGCCCGCACUCGCCCUGCAUUGACCAAGGAGCAGCUGGACAAAGAACUGGAUGCAUACAUGUCCAACACUAAAGCACGCCUGGAUGCUGAGUUGGAUGCCUACAUGGCAGAGGCAGAUUCUGAAACUGAAGCCUGCCUGCCUGCCUGCCUCUUAGACUCUCGGGAAAUCACCACAGCUGUGCCUAUGAAGAAAUAG
Molecule: messenger RNA, 864 nt
Organism: Microtus oregoni (creeping vole)
Lineage: Eukaryota; Metazoa; Chordata; Mammalia; Rodentia; Cricetidae
Product: chromatin target of PRMT1 protein-like
Exons: 1
Coding region: 1-864 (287 amino acids)
Source: RefSeq, a predicted model, not a curated record